CGCCUUAACUCUAACAGGAAGUUGAUAUGCUGAAAGCGAAAGUGAUAUAAUAUCUAGAUCUAGAGACUAUGUUGUUACUUUACUAAGACUAAAUUUAGAAUGCCAGCAAGAAGAGUACACUUAAAUCUACUACCUGUUGUCUAGAUUGAAAAAUUAGCAUUGUUUGAAACUACAACUAAACUAGAUCAAGGUCUUCAAUGGGCUCUAGUCAAAUCAGAGACACUAAUUAUAAUUUUAUUGUGAUUGUUUUAUUUCACUUAACUGAAUGUGUAUCAUCAUGAUAAUACACUACUUGCUAUAUAUUCUGUGACUUAAUAUAAAAUAAUGAGUAAUGGAGAUUUCUUAUUUGUCUGGAAGAAAUGCCUUUUUAUAACUUUCUUUAAAAGUUCAAAGCUGUAUUUAGAAUGGAUGGAACAUAGCGAUGUUCUCUCUCCAUCACAGUCUCAAUAUUCAGGUCUUUUUACUGAACAUAGCCCACUCGGAACUCCAUUUGAUGAAGAAUUAGGGGAGUCCUUGGAAGAGAAUGUAAAGAAAAUAUCAAGAGCAGUUUUGGACAUUUCAGCAGAUGGAAUAGAUAUUUUUAAAGUUGACUUCACCUUUGAUAUCACAACUCUUAGGGAAGUUCCAGUAAUCUUAUUAACAUGUAAGUCACGAGAAAAAAGCAAAAUUUCUAAACUGUCAUCAGCUUCAUUGCAAGAACAGAAGCAGCAGGUUUACGUCGUUGGCAUUAAGGAAACAGUACAAGCACAGAAUAAAAGCAAAAUGGUAAAUGAACAUUGCAGCCAAAAGGGAGAUGCCAACUAUGAUCCAUCAUGCCAAAAAGUUCAUUUUGAGCUAGUCAAGCUAAAUGUGAUAUAUAUUGAUGACUAUCUUGGUCACAUAAAUAAAAGUACUUUGUGUUUAUUAUCCAACUUUCAGAUUCUAUACAUAAACAAACAUUUAAAAACUUUGAUCAUUCAUCACCAUGAUACAAAUUGUAAGUCAAAUAACGCUCAACAUUUCAAACUUGAACGGGAUGUAAAAACAGAAACCUGUUUCAAGCUUGUUGAUGUUUUUCAUAAAUAUGACUGUGGGAUUACGUGUGUUCUCCUUUUAUUACAAAGUAAAGAAUCAACUGAAUUUAUUUCUCUUCACAUUUCAUUUGCAAAUAAAAGUGAAGGUGUAUCUCAAAGUAUUGCCUUUGAGCUCAGGCAGGCACCCUUGUGUGUAUCCUUGAGUGAAGAAGUGUUAAAAAUAGCCAAACAUGUUCAGAUAAUAUCAGCUGCUUCAGUCUUAAGUUGUUCUACAAAACUUGAAGUCACAUUGUCAGCGUUGGUUGUUUUAACUCACACAGGAUAUCUCCUUAAAAUUGUUAACGGUGCAAUUGUUUCACAUGUCAACAUUAUGAGCCAUCCUGAGGCUGAGGCAUGUUGUGGUGAGGCCUGGGGUGGCUCUUGUAUAAAAAUUGUCAACCUGAGGGACCUUGAUGGUGAGGAUGUUAGAAUGAUUGCUGUUCAGAUUGAUAACUUUUGCUGUUUAAUUGACCUGUCUACAGAAAAGAUAGUCAAGACCUGGUCAAAUGUUCACACAGUCAGUCGCUUCAGUGACCAACAGUAUGGCCAGUGGUCACUCAUAGUUGUGUUACUUCCUUAUGGUGGUGGUCAUCCAGACAAGUCCAUCCUUUACAGACUUAAUGAGUCAGACAUCAUUCUUGUGGAUGAAAAGAAUGUGGAUGAAAAUAGCCGUCAAAAAGAGAAGAGAAGUAAUUUUAUGCAUGAAGAGGAAAAAGUUGGACUUUCGGAGAAACCACGUCAAGCUUUGCUGUUCCAAGAGAAGAUGUGCGAGGCAGCGCUACGAGAAUCAGAAUCACUUUUACAUAAAAAAAUGGCUUUUCUCUCCAGUGCUUGGAAACGAUUAUCUCAGACUCCUGCUGAAAAAGGCCAGUUUUCUUGUCAAGAGUCUCUUAUUCCAUUAUUUGAGUCCACAACAAUUGCUGAGUCUGAUGACCAAAUGAAUUGUGAAAGACCUACAGUAGAUAGCCACUGCUUACUGCCAGCUGCAAUGUGGAGGAGAAGUCUAGACAACUUACUAAUAGUUGGGCUGACAGUCACCAACUGCUCAACAAGAUGUGUCAGGCAAGUUUACUUAAAACUAAUACCCUCACAGUGUGAUGUAACGGUUGCAGCUCAAGUGGACUCAGUAAGCAAGACAGGUGUUAGCCGAGCAGCAAGCCUUGAGACAGAGACUGCUUUACUUCCUGGCCAUUCGUUAAACGUUUUUUCUUAUGUGGACAUCAAUCAAGUUUUUGAUGGGAACAGCGUUAAGUUGUUGGCCUUUAUUUGCUAUCAGCGGAUAAACACAGCUGUCUCAAUAAAUGGGCCUGAAUACAUUGACCAGUUCUAUUCAGAGAUUAUUGUCACACCUGAAGAUAUAAUUAAUGGGAAUGAUUCUCUUCAUAAAUUCUGUCCUACUCACAAUGAUACAGGAAACAAAUUGACUUCAGUGGAGCUACAGGCACUUGAUGUCAUUCAGACUUGUCACAACUUUAUUGUGCAGAGCUUGUUCAGUUCUGUCAGCUGUAUGCGACAAAAUCUAAUGGAUCACCCUCACUUCUUGCACCUUGAGUGGGUUAAGCAAUAUAUCGUCAUCGCCAGUUCUCCCCUGAGAAUGUGCAGAGUUCAGCCCCUUGAGCAGACAAGUCGACACAAGAUGCACAUAAAACUCUAUGCCAGGUCACAACAUGAAAUUCUGCUUUUGGUUUCAUUUUUGAGCUCACUUUUGCCUAAAGACAUAACGAUUGUGCCAGAAGCCCCCAAAAGUCUGUUCUACAUUCAGGACACAGGGAAGAAGCUUUUGGAAAAGACAUCAUCUUAUAUCAGGCGUACAAGAGAGGCCUUAAUGGAGGCAGCCGAAGUGACAGGUUGCAAGGAAGAGCACAUUUUGAAAACGGAUGAGCAACGGGCUGAGGAUGAGUCAAAGAAAGUAAAAAACAAGAAGGCAUCACAGAAAUGUGACGCAGGUGAAGUCCCUAAAGUGAAAAGAAGUAAAAAAAGAUAAAAAGUGUGUUUCUUAUAAUUAGAAUGACAAGAUAAUUACGUCCUUGUGUAUCUUAUAAAUACAAUCACAAGAUAAUUACAUCCUUGUGUAUCUUAUAAAAACAAUCACAAGAUAAUUACAUCCUUGUGUAUCUUAUAAUUACAAUGACAAGAUAAUUACAUCCAUGUGUAUCUUAUAAAUACAAUCACUAGAUAAUUAGAUCCUUGUGUAUCUUAUAAUUACAAUGACAAGAUAAUUACAUCCAUGUGUAUCUUAUAAAUACAAUCACAAGAUAAUUACGUCCUGCACAUAUCUAGUGUAACAAGAUUGUAAUUUUUAAAUCUGAGACAAGUACUAAAUAAACCCAAAUAUCAUUUCUUUUCUUUAUUUGCAUGAAAUGCAUUAUGAUGAGACCUAUGGUUAAUGGGGAUAAUGAAGUGGACGAAUGAGUUUUUAACUGCGAUUGAAUUUCUGCUGUAAUUCCCACUAGAGAAGAUUUGUUCUUUUUUUUUUCAAAACUAUUUUUGUAAAUGUUUACAAUGUGUUAUCUUAAUGUUAUCCAUGCAUGAACUAUAAGUGUUAAAGAAUGAUAGCUUAAAUUGAAGGGAGAGUUAUUUUAUACAAAACAUUGAAGCAAUUUUUGUAUACGCUAUUAGUUUUGGAUUUAUUUUGUUUUAGUAGAUGUUUUUAUAAUUGUAUGAUACAAAUGUAUGGUGCUGCAAUUACGUCUUGUGACUAAUUAUUCAAAAAAUGAUUAAGACUUCACUAAGGGAGACUAGCCAAAACAAGGAAUGUGGCUACCAUAAUACAAUUUUUUAAAAAUGUGGCAUAUGUAUGUCAGAGCAGUGAAAACCAUGUGGCUACCUAGAGGUCCAGUUCUAAUGAAGACUAGGAAUUUGAAAUUUGACUUGAGCUGUGUUUGCUGAGAUGCCUAAAGGCAGCAUAGAAACUUUGUCCUUGUAACCAAAUGAAUUAGGACCACAGUGCACUGAGGGAAGACAGGCUGGGCAGUUUAUUCCAGCUGGGGCUAGUGUCAUUGGCCUUGCUUUUUUUUCUCUGACGCUUUUUUUCUGCCAGCGCUGUAUAAAGCAAUAUUAAGGGGAUUACAAUGAAUUUUGUCCCUCUCUCAAUCCUGGUAUUGCCAGAGAAUGAGCAUAAAAUAUUUAUAUCAUAACAAUAUUUUUUGACUUAAUAUCGAGAGGAAAGCUUUGUUUUUUUUUUCUUAAAUGUACUAUUACUUGUCGAUAUUUGUCUCAAAAAGUGUUUUUUUUUCAAAGAAGAAAUUUUGGCUCCUAUUCGAAUGGUGAUUUGAAAAAUAGCUUGGCAUAAUUUUUUUUUUCUUAUUUAGCUAAUUGGAGAUAUAGCUUAGAAAACUUGAGCAGUAGCCUGUAAAAUUUUAAAACUGAAUGACUUUUUAAUAUUUAUUUUUAGGAUGCAUGUACAUAAUUCUAUAAAUACACACAUGUAUAUAUUAA
Messenger RNA from Biomphalaria glabrata, 4490 nucleotides. RefSeq lists its product as uncharacterized. Gene Ontology annotation, biological process: negative regulation of double-strand break repair via homologous recombination; interstrand cross-link repair; positive regulation of double-strand break repair via homologous recombination. The record is from RefSeq and is a predicted model, not a curated record. NCBI's taxonomy places the organism in Eukaryota, Metazoa, Mollusca, Gastropoda, Planorbidae. The transcript is spliced from 8 exons. Bases 325 to 3036 code for a protein of 903 amino acids. Gene Ontology annotation, cellular component: Fanconi anaemia nuclear complex.